UCUCCGCUACCUGGGACGAAGCCCCAGUUGACUACGGAGGACUCACACACUGGGAUGAAUUUGCUCCUCGUGGCGCCUCUUCUUCGGGUUCAGGCCGGUCCCAAAAGAGAGGAAGGGAGCGGGGCUGAGCAGGCGCAGUUGGGCCAGGCCGGGAAAGAGGGGGAAGAAAACGGUUCCUAUCGCCGAGGAAAGAGUUAACUGCUCUAGAAACCUAACACCCUGCGGAACCCGAAGAGGGGAGGAAAGGGAAGGGAGCGGGGGAAGGCAUAGAGUCUCUUCGGCGGGCUCGGAACCAAAGCCGGUGGUCUGAGGCGACUGCGUACCAACAAGAAGCUGUUAAAGAAACCCCCAGGCAGGCUUCGCGAGCAGCGGCCGUCCCACGCGCAGGAGAGCCUGAGUGGCGAGCGGAGGAGCAGAGAGGGCUUCCUAUAAAGACCUGCGGCGACGCGCAUCUCCGCUGGGUUCACAAUGGAAGCCAUCCCAGUCAGCAUCCCCCUGGCCUUUCUUGUGCUCCCACUUUUUGUGCUUGGGGCUCCCAGUGAGGAGCUUAGCCCACAAGAAGUCACUCCCAGCCUGAGUGGCUGCAAGAGAUGCUGUGACUCCCUGGAUGUCCCUGGGUCCUCCGAAGCCAGUCAUGGUGCAGACAGACCUCGCUCUUUGCCAUUUGUAAUGCCAGAAGUUCGUCCAUAUAUCAACAUCACAAUUCUGAAAGGGGAAAAAGGAGAUCAAGGAGAGGCUGGAGUUCCUGGGAAAUGGGGCAAAGAGGGACCCCCCGGUGAUCGGGGACCCCAGGGCCCAAAGGGCAGCAAGGGACAAAUGGGGGCACCUGGAGAUCCCUGCAAGCACCAGUAUGCAGCUUUCUCAGUGGGCCGGAAGAAGGCUCUCCACAGUAAUGAAGGCUACCAGGCUUUGAUCUUUGACACUGUCUUUGUGAACCUCUAUAGCCACUUUGACAUGUUUAAGGGCAAGUUCUACUGCUAUGUGGCAGGCCUGUAUUUCUUCAGUCUCAAUGUCCACACCUGGAAUUUCAAGGAGACCUACAUGCAUGUCAUGCGGAAUGACCAAGAGGAGGUCAUUCUCUAUGCUCAGCCCAGUGACCGCAGCAUUAUGCAAAGCCAGAGUCUGAUGCUGGAGCUGCGGGAGAAUGAUGAGGUUUGGGUGCGUCUCUACAAGCGAGAGCGUGACAAUGCCAUCUACAGUGAUGAUGUGGAUGUCUACAUCACUUUCAGUGGCUAUCUGAUCAAGCCCAGUCUCGAAUAGCUGUUUUCCUCCAAAGCUCAAAUUUAUCCUCCAAACAUCCUCUUGAUUUCCUAUGAACUACUGCAAAUAAUAAGAAAAGACCAAAAGAUCUGAAAACAGAGAGAGCACUGCAGAAUUUUUUUCUUCUUUUUUCUUUUGAGAAUGCCAACUGGAAAAAAUAACAUUCUUGAGUCAAAAAAAAAAAAAUCCAGAAAAGUCUUGCUGAUUUGUCAUCCUCAACAGUGGAUGUGAUUGCAAGGUAUGGGUUGGAAAUCCUAAAUGGCCUCAUGAAAUUUCUGUACCUGCUAACUCAGAAUCAUUUUGUGAACAACUUUGUUUGGACAUGAUACUUCCUAAGCAGAAUGUUCUAAUUUGGAUUGUUUACAUGAGGGAAAAUCCUUGAUUUGAGUUGUCUCAAGUGAGUUAAGCCUCCAUAUCGAUCUCAAACCAAAUGUAGGCCAGCCAAGAUAUAUUAUUUUGGCAUUUCAAGUGCAUAACAGCCCCCUUCUAUUUGCAAAGAGUUCCUGGUGGGCAGCUAUAUAUGGUUGAUAGGCUGCAGUCAGCCUCACCAAAUUUAUACUUGUAAAUGUUAUACAGGGCUGGCAAACGUAACUGUGAUUUGUACAUCUGUCUAGGGCACUUGUUAUACACUGUAUAACUUAGGGAUCUUUUCCAUCACUGUUAAAAUCAUGCAGAAUUAUCCUCCUUAGGAUUUACUUCAGACAGCAAAAGGGUUAAAAAAUAGUGCUUCUAAUUUAUCCCAGAAAUCAGAAGGUUCCUAAAGAGGUUCCAUGCUGGUGCCCAAAUUAAUGUGUUGUAAUUGAUUGAAUCACAACAAAUCUAUAAAUCUAUUACAACAGAAUCCACUUUCAUUCAGCUGACAUAUUUCAUAAAAUCUGACAUAUUUCAGAUUUUCCCAUAGGCAGGUCACACAAAGGCCAUGACUUGGGCAAGAAGUCAGCGGGGCUCCCUUUAAUAUCACUGUGAGCUGGCCUGUGGCCCAUGGUAGAAUUAGUUAUUGGGACCGGCUAGGGCUUCAGAGUCUAAGGGAAAAAAUUCUUUGGAGCGUUCAUACAUAGCACCUGGCAGCAACUUCUUAAAAGCAAACAGAUCUUUUUCAGAGAUCAUGCUGCAGCUGUGCGAUCCUAGGAAAAGAUGUAGCUGUUUUAAGAAAUUUCCAACAAGUGCUAUAUGAUGCCCCCAGUAUCUGCCCCCUUCAAGGCUAAGACGCUGGGCAGCUCUUCUGGUUGGUGGGUAAACUAUUAAAUGUAAGGGCAAAAGGUCCCAAGGAAUUAUAAACAAAAGAAAGAUACGAGCACUUGCAUAUCAGCUUCUCUCAUCGAGGGCAGCAAGUGCUAUUUCUGUAUAUGGAGACAAAGGGGCCUAGGCUAGCAUUCUCUUGCUAAAGCCCUAUAAGAAAUAGGCUACUGCAAGGAUGGAAAAAACAUAAAGUUUCUAGACGGAAUUUUUACUUUCACAUGUGAGACCUGCAAUAAAAUACUGCAAAGUAGCAGAUUCAUAUUCAGUAUGCCUUCCUCCAGGAAACUGCAUUUUAUUCUCUGUCUUCCCUAGUUUUCCAUUCUUCUGCUCUCCCAAGAGUCACCCUCAAAUAAGUGCAAAAUAUGCCGUUUGGGGCGUGCAGCAUUCUUAAGAACUCUGGAUGCCACUAAUCUAGUCAUUCGGAGGGUGGUCCGGAAGUUAACCUUCCAACCCAGAAGUGUCCAUCCAGAAUUUUUCUCAUCAUCACAGCAUGGUAAAUCACAAUUGUUUAAGAGGAUUUAAAGGCACAUUUCUUUUCCUCCCCCAUCCCUAUUUCCACUCUGCACACAACAUAAAAUUAGGUAUGUAUAAGUUAAUUAUGCUGAGCUCCUUUUUUAUUCCCCAAAGCAGUGCUUAUCUGUUAUAUGGGAAUUACAAUGCUGACCCACCAUAUAGGGUUGUGGUCAGGAUAUUAUAGAUCAGCACUGUAUGUGAACAGUACCCUUUGUGUAUGGAUGGUGAACAUACACAGACACCAUGCCAUAUGCAUUUGCUGCCUCUUCCACUCACAGGCAACUAAGCAUUGUACAACAAUAGGUAAUUUCAGACCAAGAGGCUUCUCAAACUCUUCAGAAAAAAAUUGAGGUAAAUAGGACAUGCAUUUUUGUUUUGACCCAGUGGGUAACCUUGUACAGGCAGGGCUGUGGGAAGUGCCAGGAUGCCUGUUUUUGUAAUACAAGGAAGGCUGUAGCUGAUUGCAUAACAAACUGAAUUCCUUCUCUCUGCAAAGUAGUGGUUAGAAAACCAGCUGUUGGCUGUUUGCAACACAUGGCGUCCCUGUGUCUCCAGAGGGAACAACCAGGAUUUCUAGCACUGAAUUGCUUCCAGAUGUGAGCCCUGAACUCUUUGAGCCCUUGCCUCCAUUCCUGCCUCAGCAGAACUCCCUCAAGUGCCUCUACUAGGAAGCAGCAUCGAAAGUCCCAAGGACAAAGUUUGUGCAUAGUUGCUAUGUGGUUGUAGGCCUGCUUUUUGGUGCUAUAUUAAAAACCUUAUAAUUCUUGGUGCUAAAGAAGCCUUUUUGAUGCCAAAUUUGACUGAAAAAUAAUUUGAGUUUGCUGGGAGAUAUGUUGGGGGUAACAUGAAGGCCUGCAGAAUUUAUGGUGCUUUGUGGCAAGUCAAAUAAUCAAACAAUGGUUUGUGUGUAUAUAUAUGUGUGUGUAUAUCUUUUAAAUAUUAAAACUUCUUGAUUGCA
This is a messenger RNA of Candoia aspera, 3970 nucleotides long. It is a transcript of the gene C1QTNF6, whose product is annotated as C1q and TNF related 6. NCBI's taxonomy places the organism in Eukaryota, Metazoa, Chordata, Lepidosauria, Squamata, Candoiidae. Gene Ontology annotation, molecular function: protein binding. The transcript has 3 exons. The record is from RefSeq and is a predicted model, not a curated record. The coding region runs from base 469 to 1260 and encodes 263 amino acids.